Molecule: messenger RNA, 402 nt
Organism: Panicum virgatum (switchgrass)
Lineage: Eukaryota; Viridiplantae; Streptophyta; Magnoliopsida; Poales; Poaceae
Exons: 1
Coding region: 1-402 (133 amino acids)
Source: RefSeq, a predicted model, not a curated record
AUGUCGGGCAAACACUCUCCCGAGCGUCCCAUCAAUCCGACGGGUGAGGAUGACAAGGACAAGAACAAGAAUGAUGAUGAAAAACUUGAGAAUGAGAAACAAGAUGAGUCAAGUGGCUCAAAAGGCAAGAAAAAGAAAAACAAGAAUGAUGAUGAUAACUCGAAAUCAAGUGAUGACGAGAUGUCAUAUAGAGAAUGGAAGGCAUGGAAAAAGGAGCAAAAGUUGAAGAGCAAAAAGAAGAAGAAAUCUAGCUCCAAGAUCUUGAUUGACUCAUGUGAUGACUCGGACUCCGACCACAAGCAAAGAUCAUUUCGAAACUCUUGCAAGAUUGAGUCAUCAAAAGACAAGAAGAAACUUGAGUAUCACCGUGUGUCUCAUGACUUACAAAUUUCAACUUCCUAG